AUGGAGACCUAUUAUGGACACGUCCGCACCUCUGCGGACGCACUAAUUCUCCUUGAGGCUUGUCGCACUGGUUUACUACCACGAGUGCAGAGACGAUGGUCAGAGAAGGAACGGCAAUUAAUUCGAUCUGGCUCUGUAUUUGUUUGGGAUGAGCGGGAAGCAGGUAUGCGAAGAUGGACGGACGGCAAAUCAUGGAGUGCCAGUCGAGUCUCCGGGAGCUUUCUGACUUACCGAGAGAUGGAAGGCAAGCGUGGUGGCAACAUCUCUCGGAUGUCUGUAUCCAAAGCCGGCAAGACACCUGAGAGCACACAGGACACCGAUGCGGAUCACGCUGACAGGGUGGGUGAUGAGGGACCGGAUGGUUACCAAUAUAAGCCAAACGGCUUAGUGAAGCAGUCAUUUAGCACCACGACUUCCUCUGGCCAGCACUUCCACCUUAUCAGCUACUACACUCGCUCCCACCCUUUUGCCGCCAACUUGCAACAACCCACUAUAGAUCCUACCUUGCGACAUGUACGACCUCAGAAAAGUUUCUACCCCAAGUCAACGGCCGACGACCAACAGAACCUUCCAAUGGCUUCCCCUAGAUCUAUAGCCGGCGUAGUAGCCGGUCCGAUCAUCCCUCGCCCUAUACCUUCGUAUGCUUGGCCUCCAACUCCGCUGACUACCCCACCUACUGUCGCUGUUACACCCUACGGUGUUCCUUUCUACGUUCAUCCUGUCUUCUCAGCUGCACAUGCGCCAGGUCCUCCCUCAUAUGAGCACCAGCAAUGUAAAAGCCUUCCUCGCCCCGCGUUUCAAGCUCAUGUUCUUCCCCCGUCUCCACACUGCAUUCAAUAUGAGAGGCCAUAUUCUGAAUCAGGUCUACCUGCUGCUGGCUGGCCUGCAGCUGGUCCGCCAGUCUAUCCAGAUAGCUCUUCCCAUCUUGUGCCUGAAAUUUCACCUCAGCAGAUAAGACCACGGGAUAUCGGGCCAGUCGCAACUGACUCUCAUCUGGCUUCGCCACGAGUACCACUAAUCGCAAGUAUACCACCACAUGGUGUUGUCAGCGGUACCCCACAUCUGCUGAAGCAGACUGUUCUCGUUGCGCCGCAGCAUGCUGGUCUCAUGGGAACCCUACCUGAGCCUACUGAAACCGCUCGUCGUGUCCCCUUCAUCGGCCAAUUGAUGAAUGGGACUUCGCCUACCCCUGUCACCUCCCUGAUUGUUAAAACGGGCGAAUCUGGAAGUCGACCGGGUGACCGUACUCCUACUGGGGGCGAGGGGCCGCGAGAUAUUCCUCACGAGAAGAUCAGCCUUGAUGGAGAGGACAUCCGGGCGCUGCGCCGGUUGAACCGGGUAUUCAUCUAA
Molecule: messenger RNA, 1350 nt
Organism: Penicillium antarcticum
Lineage: Eukaryota; Fungi; Ascomycota; Eurotiomycetes; Eurotiales; Aspergillaceae
Product: Gti1/Pac2 family protein
Exons: 1
Coding region: 1-1350 (449 amino acids)
Molecular function (GO): DNA binding
Source: RefSeq, a predicted model, not a curated record